AAUGUUGAUGACAUGAAUCAAUUGAAGACUACUAAUAGAGAUGAAUCUCAAUGUGAAAAUGUUGAACAACUUAUGGAUCAAUCAAUUGCUUCUUAUUCGCUAAGAAAUCAACCGACAAUCAGUUAUACAGUUAAUAGUAAUUUAGGUGAAAAUACUAAUGAUAGUGAUAGUGAUAAUACUGUUUUUGAUGACUAUAUACAAGAUUUAGAUCAAUCAGAGGAUGACAAUUGUAUGGAUCAAAUGUAUAUCAAAUCUGAAAUUGUUAUCAAUAGUGAGGACAAUGACAAUUGCAAUGAACUAUUGGAGACAGAGAUGAAGAGUUUGGGAUCAAAGAAUAAAACAAAGUUUAAUAAAACUGAUCGUAAAAAAACUAAAACAAGUAUCAAAAAGAAAUUACCGAAGAAAACAGUCAAAUGUAGGAACUGUUUGUCUGAUGGCAUAGACGAGUGUCGACAUCAGUACAGGUGUCGGAUCAAUGGUUGCAACAAACUGUUUGAAUCGGCCAAAGAGUGUAACGAUCACACAGAGAGCAUACAUUCAGAGACAAUACGAUUUCGAUGCGAUGUCGACCCGUGUCGUCAAACUUUUGUCUUGAAGGUCAACUAUGAUCGUCAUAUACGCGAUGAUCACCAAAGGGAACCAAAGUAUAAUGAAUUUGUCAAAGAGAUUAUUGAUGUAAGUGGUGACAAAAAAUACCAGUGCCAUUGGGAUGGCUGCGAAAGGUUGCCGUACAAACACCGAGAGUCAUGCGUUCAUCAUAUAUGCGAUCAACAUUUGUUGCCGCCGAGAGACUACCGGUGCGAUUGGCUCGGAUGUGGUAAAGUGUAUAAAACAAAUCAUGAUUUACGCUAUCAUCAGACUGAACACGAAAACAAGUCCUAUCAGUGUCAACAGUGUCCGGCAAUAUUUGCGUCCGAACAACGAUUAAAACGACAUAUUGAAAGACAUGGAUCUACAUACCAGUGCAAACACAUCAACUGUCAGUUCCAAUCGGGAAACCUCGGCAAAUAUAACCGGCAUCUGCUUAACGUACAUAACAAGACUAAUCAACAAUUACGGUGCGAUAUCGACGAGUGUACCAAAAUAUACCACAUUGCCGGUGAUCUGAAUCGACAUCAACUUCUACGACAUCCCGAUCACUAUCCAGACAUUCCCUGGAAAAGUUGUACCCAAUCUAACUGUACGUUUCAGUCUAAAUGCAAUAGCUAUCUGACACAACAUAUCAAAAAUCACAGUCGAAUAUUUGAAUGUACAAUCGGUGGGUGCGAUAAAUUGUUUACCACUUCAUACAAUCUUAACCAACAUUACAGAAUGGUUCAUCCCGACUAUAUGCCUGACCAACCGUGGCUCAAGUGUCCGGUUGACGGAUGCAAGUAUACCAGCAAAUCGGAUAAGAAUUUGUCAAUACAUAGCAAAACUCAUACGAAACCGUUUAAAUGUGAUAUUUGUGACAAACGGUUUGCCGCCAGAAAUCGCUUGAAAGACCAUCAGAGCGAACACAACGGUACUGUCAAAAGGUAUCGGUGCGAAUGGCCCGGUUGUAGUGCGACAUUGAAAGAAAAAGACAAAUUAAAAUAUCAUAUGGAAAGGCAUACGCGCGACAAAACCUAUCGGUGCGAAUGGCCCGGCUGUGAGCGCACUUAUAAUUUAAAAGGAUCGCUACGCGUUCAGGUUGAUCGUGAUCAUAGGGGAAUUGGCGGCUACCGGUGCCAAUGGCCAGGAUGUGACUAUAAGUCUACUAAUACGAUUAGAUGGAAAAAUCAUUUGAAAAUACAUGAUGGAUAA
Molecule: messenger RNA, 1785 nt
Organism: Oppia nitens
Lineage: Eukaryota; Metazoa; Arthropoda; Arachnida; Sarcoptiformes; Oppiidae
Product: zinc finger protein 658B-like
Exons: 1
Coding region: 13-1785 (590 amino acids)
Biological process (GO): regulation of transcription by RNA polymerase II
Cellular component (GO): nucleus
Molecular function (GO): transcription coregulator activity
Source: RefSeq, a predicted model, not a curated record